AGUCUUGGCUUGAAAGUUUCAUUUUUCAGUUGAUAUUUUCUAAAAAGUAUUUAUGCAAGUUUCAGAAAAGAAACAUAGCCACAAUUAAACUUACCAAUUUACUCAACCAGCGAUAAGUUGGCCCAAGGCCCAGUUUUUUCUUCUUCUAGCAGAGGAAUUUAGGUUUCCGAGCGCGCGAAUUUGGGGAAAACCGCUAAGAAAUGGCAGCCUCGCCGCCCAACCGGAAGCGGCGGCUCGCGGCGGCGGAGGCGGAGGCGGAGCCGGAGUUGUCGCCGCCGGAUGCGCUCGGCGCGCUCCCCGUCGAAGUCCUCGACAACAUCCUCGGCCGCCUACACAUCUACGACGUGGUCCGCACCUCGGCGCUCUCCCGCGCGUGGCGGCGCCGCUGGGAGUCGCUCCCCACCGUCGACCUGACCCGCAGCCCCGGCGUCGCGGCGUCCGACGUCGACGCGGUCCUCCUCCGGCGCUCCGCCCCCGUCCGCGCCUUCCGCCUCGCCGCGCGCGACCCCUCCUGGUUCGUCGACGCCCUCCACGACUGGCUCCUCUACCUCUCCCGCAGCGGCGUCCAGGCCCUGUACCUGUGGUUCCCAACGCCCAGCUUCCGGCUCCACUCCUGCCUCUUCUCCUGCCGCGAGCUCACCUCCCUCGACCUCGAGGGUUGCCGCCUCCCACCCGCGCCCUCGGGGUUCGAGGGGUUCCAGAACCUGAAGAAGCUACACCUCACGAAAGUUUCCCUCCCGGAGCACGGGGACAAGGCAUUGGCGGCCUUGUUCGCCGGGUCGCCAUUGUUGGAGGAUGUGGAGCUUAUGAACGCGUUGCUCGUCGGCGAUGGCGCCGACGAAUGGGUGAUUCGCGCGCCCAAUCUCCGGAAGCUUAUAAUGGUUGCUCCGUUUCCUUAUGCUGGACGAGUGGAGGAUCUUCCACGACUUGAGGAAGGGAUUCUGUGCGGCCCCAAUUACGCCAAGUUUUUGACGGGGAUGGCUCAUGUGACCAAGCUAGAGUUCGUGUGCAGUUUCAUGCGGGGACAAGGCGAUGAUGCUCAGGAUAUUGAUGCGAAUGAUGAGUUCUUGAAUGCUCAGUCAACCAAUGAUAUGUUUGCGAAACUUCAUGUUGUGCGAAUGAAGAAAGUUGCUUGCCUCUGUAAUGAGAUGCACUUUAUGGAGUUUGUUCUAAACAAAGCAGGAGUACUGCGAGUGCUAUCUGUUUAUCCUUCUUCUGGCAGCACAUGUAGUAAUGAGCAGACAAUUAUAACAGAACAUCCGAGAGUUUCACCUGAUGCACAAGUCAUCUUCAUGAAUAGAGAAUCUGCAAAUAAGCACUCCAGGGUCAGGGUGGACACCAUCAUCAAGUCCUGCCUUGCCUUGCUAGGUAGGUUUGAGUCCUACAAGAAUCUGUGCUGUCUCUUAUGCUCCAUCCUUCCAUUCCUCUUUGGCACCACUCUCCAGAUCUACAGGCUUUCCUUUCCAUCUCUCACUCAUGCUUCAACAGCCCAGAUCGACUUCUUCUUUCUGUUUCCCUCCAUCUCUCAGUUCUUCUUGUGCUCUGCUCUUAUUUUGUUCUCUCUUUUUAGCUAGUUACAAACGUAGAACUACUCCUGGGCAUUGGCUCUAACCAUUACUUGGAGCAAGUCUGAUAAGUUCAUUUUUUAAAAAAAAUAAAUAAAUUAUCUUUUAUAACUGUCACUGUACUCUAUUGCUUGCUAUUUUAUUUCAUGUCUUUAUCCUGGUACUCUGUGACAACCAUGCUUGUAUACUAUAUGGACAUUUGAUAAGUAAACUCAUGGUGUAUACACUGUCUUAUAUUGUCUAUAAGAAGUAGAACAAUGUAUUUGUAAUUUGUAUGAAUUCGACAAAUGUCUGCUGAGUUUCUUUUUAGAGCUUACAGUAUUCAAAUUGACCAUUCCAACAUGUUGAACAAGUAUCCGCGCUUCUCAAAAUCUUUAGCACCCUGAGGUAGUGAGGGCUGAGAGAAAAUAUCUAGCAGUGAAUUGCACCCAAGAAACUAUUUGUUUUCCUUUGAAACUGUUGUUUCAUACUUCCAUGGGAUCCUGUAAGCUCCCCAGUAUGUGAGCACGCAUGUCUGCUGCUUGUUCCGCCUACUUUGGCUUCUCGGUUUUAAACAUAUGGUUGCUACUCAAGUCAAUAGUCGUACACUUGUAUCAAGGGUUUCUAUGGCAUUCUCCUCUCCUUCCAAGUGUUGCUACCAUGCAUGAUGAGGGGUGGUGUCAUCUCCUUGCAAAGCAGGCCUAAAAAAAUGCUGCCUCUGUGUGCUUGCAAGUAUUGCUGGAGAAGCUUCUACAUGGUACCACCUCCACAUUUUUACCCAUGUUGCUUUUACAUGCAACAAGGGCCUCCAUCAACAGUGAGAAGGUGGUGUGGAUAUAUU
Molecule: messenger RNA, 2385 nt
Organism: Oryza sativa Japonica Group (Japanese rice)
Lineage: Eukaryota; Viridiplantae; Streptophyta; Magnoliopsida; Poales; Poaceae
Source: RefSeq, a predicted model, not a curated record